AUGCUAUUUCAAAAAUAUUUGCCUGAUCCCGUUUUACUGGAGGAUAAAGCCAUUACUUUUAAAAGCUUUUCUGCUCCUGAUUAUGAAAAUUAUAAAAGUUUACUCAAGUGUCAUGUUACUGCAGAUGAUUAUUAUAUUGAAAUCCCUCGCAAGAACUCCUCCUUUAGAAGUGAAGCAACAACGUCCCAGUCUUCUUCAGAACACUUGAAUUGUGGGAAGAGCAGUGCGUUUUCUUCGGACUAUAUAGAAGAGGUUUCUUUGUUUUUAGCAAGGACGAAAUCCAUGUGUGUUUACACUUCAAGAUAACAUAGCUGUACGGGAUUCGAUUGCUUUGGGUAUGUAGGAGUUAUCCAGUUUGAUCCAGCAAUAUGAGAAUUCGCCAUCAGUUGAGAACAUGAACAUGCUUCGCGAAUUGCAUGCUACUUUGUUGGAAAAGUAUUCAAGGUACUUUU
Blastocystis hominis is the source of this 452-nucleotide messenger RNA. RefSeq lists its product as hypothetical. The record is from RefSeq and is a predicted model, not a curated record. Lineage: Eukaryota; Bigyra; Opalinata; Blastocystidae. The coding region runs from base 1 to 306 and encodes 101 amino acids. The transcript is spliced from 4 exons.